UAAUAGUUGAAGCGGUGCUGUGUCACAGUGUGUCACAGUGUGUGUUGCUGUGCAACAAUCCUAGUCCUAUGUCCUUCAAUUCGCGGCCUAAAAGAAUCAGGCUAUGUUUUUCCCCCGUGCGAAUCCGCAGUAGUGAAAAGAAGCGCCAAUGCCAUCUCAUCGCCAAUCUUCGUUCAACUCGAGCUCCGGUACGCGUACCCGCAGCUCGCCGCUUCACGACGAACCCAUAUCUCCGCCAGCAAAACGAACGAAGAAGACGUCGUUAGCGACCCUAGACCAUGAUCCUGAGCCAGGGACUCGCACCCGUAGCUGCAGUGUUGCGAAAGAUGCUGAUCCGGGUUAUCCAAUGACCGGCGAGGGCACGGUGUCGUUUGUGCCAGGGAGUGCUCCCUGGCUUGUACGACUCCCUGGUCAGGAUCCGGGUCAAAGGCCAUACUGCCGUCAUUGUGAGGGUAGAGCUCUGUUUGAAAAAAUGGCGCCAGCAGGAAGGUGUUUUACGCAGGAGGCGGCCAUUCAAAAUGCAUUGGAUCACUUUCGAACUGCUGAUGCCUGCGUUUUGUCGGAGCACUACCAUGCAAGCGCGUCGUGUGAAGCCUCCCUUUACCUAUUGGCUACCUCAUUCUAUCGCAACAACGAAGUGCACCGUUGCUUGCACGCCAUCAAGAAGAAUGUACACCUCGUCAGCCCCAGGCUCCGCUUGCUGCAAGCUAGAUGCUGUGUGGAUCUAAAGCAGUAUGCUGCACUGCCAUUUUGUGUUGGGAUCGCCACUGAUGUUGGGAUCGGCCAGUUGGGACUCAAAAGACUUGAUGAGCUUUUUGGCGACCUGGCAUGCGAAGUUCUGGCCCUUUUGGGCCGUGCAAAACGCAUGCAAAAGCAACGGGAUUUUGCGUCACAGUAUUACCAAGCGAGCGUUGAGCGCAACCCGUUCAUCUGGUCUGCAUUCGAAGGCCUGUGCUACAGCGUUGCUGAUGUACCGAAUGUGGCCAGCAUUUUCACAACUGAGCGUAUUCCGCCUCGGUUCUACCCGUCUACUGGGUAUUCCACUUGUGCUGAGGAGAGCCACCCGCCGUCAUCGUUGGCAUGUCGGGGAAACUCUCCACCACGGCCAACCAAUGUAAUUCUUCAAACUACCGACGCUACACCUGAGAUGUUCUCGCCAGAUGCAGCCAGUACGCCUGGGCGAUACGAGGAUCUCUGUGGUCCUGUGCCUAGCUCAAGCGCAGUGGCUGCACGUGGUGUUGCAAAGAGGAUUCUGGUAGCUCAGCCACAGGAUGCAACUCCUCUUGGACAAAGCUACCCCGCGUCAACAGCCGGAGUGACAACUAGUGCAUAUUCGGCAUCCCCGCCAGUAACAACACAGGAGAAAGUCGCUGUUCAGAGCCUUCAGCUGGACCCGCAAGAGCCACGCCAGUCCAAAAUAACACCGACUGAGCCAGCGCCGGCGGUCAUCACAAAGUCAUUUGUGACUACGGGGAUGAGGACGAAGUAUGCUGCAGAAAAGCAAUUCACUGCUCCGAGGACGGAACGCACGAAACAGGGAGGCGCGUGGAACCCUCCAGCUGGCAGGAAACUGUUCAUUGAGUCAGCAAGUAACAGCGCUGCAUCUACGCCUGCACCGCUAUCGGCCGGACCGGUCACACGAUCUGCAGCUCGCCGACUGAUGCAAGACCGACACGUGCAGAUGCCAUCAUCUGUGUAUGGUGACAGGCCUUUGCCGGACGACAGUCUUGUGGCAACUGAAACACCUGCACCACAAGUUCGACCUCCAUUCUCGGAGAUCAAAGAAGACUUUACGUCUACAACGGGAUCGUUGAUGGAUGAUCUUCGUAGUCUAGCUGUAGCGGUGGCCAAUGAAAUGACAUUCAAGCUUCAGUCAGCCUUGUCGUUGUUUGAAAAACUACCCACAUGGAUGCGUAACACGUCUUAUGUUCUACGCAAGACAGCCAAGGCAUACUUUGAAAUACAACGUUACACAUCGGCGUUGAAGGCGUACAAGCAACUUGCGAUGCUUCACCCAUACUGUAUUGAUGGCAUGGAUACAUACUCAUCUUGUCUCUGGCAACUCAAUGAUGCUACAGCGCUCUCAAGCUUGGCUAAUAAGCUCAACACUUUUGCUCCGCAUCGCCCAGAAACUCUCUGUGCUGCGGGGAACAGUGCUAGCUUGAGCCGAGAACCCGAGACUGCAGUGCAGUUUUUUGAAAAGGCUGUUAAGGCGGACGAGUCGUUUCCGUAUGCACAUUCUCUGCUUGGAUCAGAGCUGUGCGCGCUAAGGAAAUUUGAUGAGAGCACCCACUGCUUUCGCACUGCAAUCGAGAUCUGCCCACGUCAUUACAAUGCAUGGUUUGGCUUGGGUCUGAUCGCAUUCCAAAAGGAGGAUUUCGUUAAAGCACUGCAAAACUUUGGAGUGGCAUUCAAGAUCAAUGGUUCCAGCUCUGUGGUGCUGACACAUGUUGGGCUGGCGUUCAAUGCUCAAGGAAACCUUGGCAGUGCAAGGCGAGUACUGCAGCAAGCCUCGCGUCUCAACCGCUUAGAUCCUCUGCCCGUGUUUCACCUGGCCUCGUUGGGAACUCGCGAAGGCAAAUUCCAGGAUGCUAUCAAAUUGUUGGAAAUAGUGAAGAAGCUUUCACCGAAGGAAGCGCUUGUGAAUUAUCUGCUUGGCAAGAUCUACAUGAAAUUGGGCAAGGUGGCUGAAGCCAGGACACACUUGGCCUGGGCGUCCAGUGUUGACCCGAAGAACAUGAGUGUGAUGGUUCAAACCUCUCUUGGCAACCUGGUAUCUGACAGCCUGACCACCGUUGAUACUUCUGCCGGCGACAGUGAAGAUGAAGAAGAUGAGAGAGUACUGUCUGGCUCCGCUAUGAUGAGUACGCACGAGAGCAUCUCUGAAGAUGACGGCAGUAGCUUCUACGAUGGACACGAACGCGAGGAUAGCCAGGUAGAAAGUUCCAUCAAUGACAUGUCUCUUUAACGAUGAUAGAGAUGAACUUCCUUUCCCUGCAAUGCAGAUCCGAUACGCAAGUAUGGCUGCGUUGGCAGACUUCUUGUUCUUUGCAACACUAUGCUUCAAAAGUAUCACACCGAAGAAGUCAAUUUCUGCAGCCUGUUCCUCGUUGUCUGUGGUGCUGUUUAUUUUCUCGCAUGUAGCCUCUGUUUUGCUGCCAUGGAUCCUUGUAGCUACUGGGCUGUUGCUGAUGUUGUUAUGCUACUGUAUGUCUUUGCUAAUUAUUUCCUUCUUUGUUGUCACUUGAUGUGUGUUCACUGGUUUGCUCUUUUCCUUAUCUUCACUGGCAUUGUAUUGGUCUUUACUUCCAUACAAUUUAUGCAACCCUAUGAAGUUCUGGGCCGAAACGAUUAUACCGAUUACUCGUAUAUCACUCGGUAUGGAUAAAAUCGAUAAUCGUUA
This is a messenger RNA of Sycon ciliatum, 3403 nucleotides long. Its product is annotated as cell division cycle protein 27 homolog. Gene Ontology annotation, cellular component: anaphase-promoting complex; cytoplasm. Gene Ontology annotation, molecular function: protein binding. Gene Ontology annotation, biological process: protein ubiquitination; cell division; metaphase/anaphase transition of mitotic cell cycle. The record is from RefSeq and is a predicted model, not a curated record. NCBI's taxonomy places the organism in Eukaryota, Metazoa, Porifera, Calcarea, Leucosolenida, Sycettidae.